AUGUUGUCCAAUCACGUUUUCAACCUCUAUCAACCCGUAAACACCGAUGAAUCUAUAGUAAAAAUCGAAAGUCGAACCUAUUUGCCAUUCGUUAAAUCCUUCAAUCAUUCCGAUGUCAUUGAAAUCACGAUAAAUCGAACAGACUGUUGGCUUUUGAUGCAUGAUGCUGCUAUCAUUAUCAAAGGAAAAGUACAGAAAACAAAAGGCAAUGGAGAUGUUAAACUAGUUCAAAAUGCUGGAGCAUUUCUCUUCGAUUCAAUUAUUUAUGAACUCUGCGGUAUGGAGAUAGAGAAUGUUCGAGAUCCAGGUAUUAUAUCAACAAUGCGAGGAUACCUAAUUUAUGAGGAGGAUGAUUCAAAACUACUCGAAACGGGAGGAUGGAACUACCCGAAAACACCAACUGUGAACACAGAUGGAAGUUUUAUAUUCAGAAUACCAGUCCACCAUUUAUUCAACUUUUUCAAAGAUUACCAAAUGGCUAUGUGUGGUAAGCAAACGUUCCGAUUCUUCAGAGCACAAAGUGAUCAUAAUGCGAUAAAAAUAACAUCGUCGGAUCCUAAGGAUCAUACAGAAGCAAAAAUCACCAUUGAUAGUAUGGAAUUGAAGGUGAAACAUAUUUAUCCGAAUGAUAUUAUCAAGAUGGAUUUAUUGAAUGCUAUAAGGUCUAAUAAACCUAUAUUAAUGCCAUUCAGGAAGUGGGAGAUUCAUGAAUUACCAUCAUUACCAUAUGGGGGUAAUAAGGAGAUUUGGGCUGUUAAAACAUCUACAGAAAUCGAGUGUCCAAGAUUCAUAAUUUGUGGGUUUCAAACUGAUAAGAAAAAUAAAAGUUCUGAGGACAUAACUGAAUUCAAUCAUAUAAAUAUAACAGAUAUUCGAGCAUUAUUGAAUUCGGACAUCAUUCCGCAAGAAAAUUUACGUUUGAAUUUCGAUAAGAAUGAAUAUGCUGAAGCUUAUCAGAAUUACACUCAAUUUGCUCAGAGUUAUGGAAUUUUCAAGAAAUCCCCACUCCUGACCUUCAGCGAAUUCAAAGAAAAGCCUGUUUUUGUACUGGACUGUUCCAGAAGAGAUCAGACGUUCAAAGCUACAACAAUUGAUGUGAAACUAGAAAUAGAGUCCUCGAAGGGAUUUCCAAAUAAUACAAGAGUUUUAUGUAUUAUAGUACAUGACUGCAUUAUAGAAUUUAAACCUCUAACAGAAGAAAUUAAAAAAAUUACUAAUUUCUAA
Coccinella septempunctata (seven-spotted ladybird) is the source of this 1224-nucleotide messenger RNA. RefSeq lists its product as uncharacterized. The record is from RefSeq and is a predicted model, not a curated record. The coding region runs from base 1 to 1224 and encodes 407 amino acids. The transcript has a single exon. NCBI's taxonomy places the organism in Eukaryota, Metazoa, Arthropoda, Insecta, Coleoptera, Coccinellidae.